Lemur catta (Ring-tailed lemur) is the source of this 650-nucleotide messenger RNA. RefSeq names its product ribosomal protein L23a (gene RPL23A). Gene Ontology annotation, molecular function: rRNA binding; structural constituent of ribosome. The record is from RefSeq and is a predicted model, not a curated record. Gene Ontology annotation, cellular component: ribosome; cytosolic large ribosomal subunit. Gene Ontology annotation, biological process: translation; ribosomal large subunit assembly. The coding region runs from base 126 to 596 and encodes 156 amino acids. The transcript is spliced from 5 exons. NCBI's taxonomy places the organism in Eukaryota, Metazoa, Chordata, Mammalia, Primates, Lemuridae.
CCAUUCCCGGCGGGCGCCACUCUACAGAUUAUCCAAUGAGCUCUAAGUAAAAAGCAUCGCGAGUCUUUGGUGAGAUUUGGCGCUAUAAGCCCGUGGAAACGGGCCUUAGAGACCCUUUUCACAAGAUGGCGCCGAAAGCGAAGAAGGAAGCUCCUGCCCCUCCCAAAGCCGAAGCCAAAGCAAAGGCUUUGAAGGCCAAGAAGGCAGUGCUAAAAGGCGUCCACAGCCACAAAAAAAAGAAGAUCCGUACAUCACCCACCUUCCGGCGGCCAAAGACACUGAGGCUCCGGAGGCAGCCCAAAUAUCCUCGGAAGAGCGCCCCCAGGAGAAACAAGCUUGAUCACUAUGCCAUCAUCAAGUUCCCCUUGACCACUGAGUCUGCCAUGAAGAAGAUAGAAGACAACAACACACUUGUGUUCAUUGUGGAUGUCAAAGCCAAUAAGCACCAGAUCAAACAGGCUGUGAAGAAGCUCUAUGACAUUGAUGUGGCCAAAGUCAAUACCCUGAUCAGGCCUGAUGGAGAGAAGAAGGCAUACGUUCGACUGGCUCCCGAUUACGAUGCUUUGGACGUUGCCAACAAAAUUGGGAUCAUCUAAACCGAGUCCAACUGGCCAAUUCGCCAAUUCUGAAUAUAUUAUCUUUUCACCUUA